AUGCACCGCCCCGCAGCCGCCGCCGCUGGCCCCCGAGGAGGAGCCAUGACCCUGAGCGCGGAGAUGUCCGAUGCCUCCGGACUGGCGGAUGAGACCGAUAUCGACGUGGUGGGGGAGGGCGAGGACGAAGAGGAAGAGGAGGAGGAGGAAGAAGACGGCGGCGGCGGCGGCGGCAGAGGCGGCGGGCCGGGGCUCCGGAGGCGGCGUCGCUCUUACGCUGAAGAGGAAGACGAGGAGGAAGAGGACGACGACGAGGACGAGGACGUGCUGCUGUCCCCGGGCACAGGGGGCUCCACAGCCGCCCCGGGUGCAGUCCAGGCUGCCGGGUCCGGCGGCGAGAGCAGCGGCGGCGGCGGGGGCAGUUCCGGGGCGGCGGGCGGAGGCGGCGGCAGCGGCGGCGGGGGCGCGGUUGCCGGAGGCGGUGGCGGCGGCGGCGGCGGGGCCAAGAACCCGCUGGUGAAGCCGCCCUACUCGUACAUCGCGCUCAUCACCAUGGCCAUCCUGCAGAGCCCCAAGAAGCGCCUGACGCUGAGCGAGAUCUGCGAGUUCAUCAGCGGCCGGUUCCCCUACUACCGGGAGAAGUUCCCCGCCUGGCAGAACAGCAUCCGCCACAACCUCUCUCUCAACGACUGCUUCGUCAAGAUCCCCCGGGAGCCCGGGAACCCGGGCAAGGGCAACUACUGGACCCUGGACCCGGAGUCCGCCGACAUGUUCGACAACGGCAGCUUCCUGCGCCGGAGGAAGCGCUUCAAGCGGCAGCCGCUGCUCCCGCCCGCCGCCGCCGAGACGCUGCUGCUGCGGGGCGCCGGGGCCGCGGGGGCCGGAGGGGACCCGGCGGCCGCAGCCGCCGCCGCCGCAGCCGCUGCGGCGGCCGCCCACCACCACUCGCACCCACACCCGCACUCGCCUCCGCCACCCGCCCACGGGGCGGCGGCCGAGCUGGCCAGGACCGCCUUCAGCUACCCGCCGCCCCCGCUGGGCCCGGGCCUGGCGGGCUCGCUGCAGGCGGCGGCCAAGCCGGGAGCCGGCCCGGGCCUGGCGCGCUCGCCCUUCUCCAUCGAGAGCAUCAUCGGGGGCAGCCUGGGCCCCGCCGCCGCCGCCGCCGCCGCCCGGGCCGCCCAGGCCGCCGCCGCCGCCGCGUCGUCGUCGUCGUCGUCUUCGUCGUCGUCGCCGCUGUCGCCCUCGCCCGCCGCGCCCGGGGGCAGCUGCGCGGUGCAGGCGGCCGUGGUGCCCGCAGCCGCGCUCACCCGCUCCCUAGUGGCCGCCGCCGCCGCCGCCGCCGCAGCCUCGUCGUCCUCGGCCGCGCUGGGGACGCUGCACCCGGGGACGGCCCUGUCCAGCGUGGAGACCUUGACCGCUAGGAUUUCGAACUGUUAAUGGUUGGUAGCUUUCUUUUGCUUUAAAAGACCAAACAAACCGAUUUUGAGGGGGAAAAAAAAGAAGGUAGGAUAUCGGGGUCCUUCUUACUUUCCUGACUUGGUCGGGGUUUGGGGUUUGCGUUUUGUUCCCACCCCUCCCCCUACAGUCACCUUGGCCUCCGUGGAACCCCCACCCCCACUCCCACCCCAGCGAGACCGCGUGUUUUCGGCGGCAGACCGGGCUCCCCUCCUGAUGCCCACUAUUUAUGCAAAAUCAAUCCUAUGCUGCAGCAGCAGAAACCAUGUGGAUGGAUGGAUUGAGGGUUGGUGGCAGUAUCCGUGUUUGGA
Molecule: messenger RNA, 1706 nt
Organism: Vombatus ursinus (common wombat)
Lineage: Eukaryota; Metazoa; Chordata; Mammalia; Diprotodontia; Vombatidae
Gene: FOXD1
Product: forkhead box D1
Biological process (GO): anatomical structure morphogenesis; regulation of transcription by RNA polymerase II; cell differentiation
Molecular function (GO): RNA polymerase II cis-regulatory region sequence-specific DNA binding; DNA-binding transcription factor activity, RNA polymerase II-specific
Source: RefSeq, a predicted model, not a curated record